Prunus armeniaca (apricot) is the source of this 2118-nucleotide messenger RNA. The record is from the annotation of a GenBank genome assembly. NCBI's taxonomy places the organism in Eukaryota, Viridiplantae, Streptophyta, Magnoliopsida, Rosales, Rosaceae.
AUGGCAUCAAGGGUUACAGGAGAGGCAGAAUAUUCUGAUGACACACCAUUGCCUCAUAAUGGUUUGCAUGCUGCUUUAAUACUCAGCAGAAAGCCUCAUGCCCGUAUACUUGCAAUCGAUGCAGCAAGGAAGGUUCUUGUUGAGUAUGAAGAGCUCCCAGCCAUCUUAUCAAUACUGGAUGCCAUCAAUGCCAAUAGUUACCAUCCUAAUACAGAGAGGUGUUUUAGGAAAGGGGAUGUGGAUCUUUGCUUUCAAUCACGUCAAUGUGAGAAUGUCAUAGUGGGGGAAGUUCGAGUGGGAGGACAGGAACACUUCUAUUUGGAACCACAAAGCAGUGUGGUAUGGACAAUGGAUGGUGGCAACGAAGUUCAUAUGAUCUCAUCCACUCAGGCCCCUCAGAAGCAUCAGAAAUACGUUUCUCAUGUUCUUGGUCUUCCAAUGUCAAAAGUAGUUUGUAAAACUAAACGGAUUGGUGGUGGUUUUGGUGGCAAGGAGACUAGAUCAGCUUUUGUUGCUGCUGCAGCCUCUGUACCAUCAUAUCUGUUAAAUCGUCCAGUUAAAAUUACAUUAGACCGUGAUACAGACAUGAUGAUAACUGGGCAACGCCAUAGCUUUCUUGGAAAGUACAAGGUUGGAUUUACAAAUGAGGGAAAGGUGUUGGCACUAGAUCUUGAAAUCUACAAUAAUGGUGGAAAUUCACUAGAUUUGUCCCUUUCUGUGCUUGAACGUGCUAUGUUUCACUCGGAUAAUGUCUAUGAGAUUCCAAAUGUGAGGAUUGUGGGAAGGGUUUGCUUCACAAACAUUCCAAGUAACACUGCUUUUCGAGGAUUUGGUGGUCCUCAAGGUAUGCUUAUUACUGAAAAUUGGAUUCAAAGGAUUGCUGCAGAACUCAAAAAAAGCCCCGAAGAGAUAAGAGAAAUUAAUUUUCAAGGUGAAGGGUCAAUAUUGCAUUAUGGUCAACAACUUCAACACUGUACACUGGGUCCGCUAUGGAGUGAACUAAAGUUAUCUUGUGAAUUUUCAAAAGCUCGCUACGAAGUUGACCAAUUUAAUAUUCAAAAUCGGUGGAGGAAGCGUGGUGUUGCCAUGGUUCCAACGAAGUUUGGCAUAUCAUUUACAUUAAAGCUUAUGAACCAGGCAGGUGCUCUUGUUCAUGUCUACACGGAUGGAACUGUUUUAGUCACACAUGGAGGUGUUGAGAUGGGGCAAGGUUUGCAUACAAAAGUUGCUCAGGUCGCUGCUUCUGCCUUCAAUAUCCCUCUCAGUUCUGUCUUUAUAUCAGAGACAAGUACUGACAAGGUUCCUAAUUCAUCACCAACAGCAGCUUCUGCGAGUUCUGACAUGUAUGGAGCUGCAGUUCUGGAUGCAUGUGAGCAAAUUAAGGCACGCAUGGAGCCUAUUGCUUCACAACAAAAUUUCACAUCUUUUGCUGAGCUUGCAAGUGCAUGCUAUGUGGCGCGGAUAGAUCUUUCUGCACAUGGGUUUUACUUUACACCUGAAAUUGACUUUGAUUGGACGACUGGUAAAGGGAACCCGUUCAGAUACUUCACCUAUGGGGCUGCUUUUGCUGAGGUUGAAGUUGACACAUUGACUGGAGAUUUUCACACUAGGGUGGCAAACAUAUUCUUGGAUCUUGGACACUCUCUCAACCCAGCAAUCGAUGUUGGGCAGGUGCUUUUCUCCCCUUUUCCUUAUCAGUUUCAUCGAAGGAGCCUUUAUACAGGUUUGGGAUGGGUAGCUCUAGAAGAACUUAAGUGGGGUGAUUCUGCUCAUAAGUGGAUCUCACCAGGUUGCCUCUACACAUGUGGACCUGGAAAUUACAAAAUUCCUUCCAUAAAUGAUGUCCCCUUCAAAUUUAGCGUUUCACUUCUGAAGGGACAUCCAAAUGUGACGGCGAUCCACUCAUCUAAAGCAGUUGGUGAGCCACCAUUUUUCUUGGCUUCGGCUGUCUUUUUUGCCAUCAAAGAUGCAGUCAUAGCUGCGAGAGCGGAAGUAGGGUCUAAGGAGUGGUUUCCACUAGAUAAUCCAGCAACGCCUGAACGAAUACGAAUGGCUUGUUUGGAUGAAAUUACUGCAGGAAUAUUUAGCUCAGACUUCCGCGCCAAGCUUAGUAUUUGA